Molecule: messenger RNA, 1128 nt
Organism: Fomitiporia mediterranea MF3/22
Lineage: Eukaryota; Fungi; Basidiomycota; Agaricomycetes; Hymenochaetales; Hymenochaetaceae
Exons: 5
Coding region: 1-1128 (375 amino acids)
Molecular function (GO): protein binding
Source: RefSeq, a predicted model, not a curated record
AUGGGGCGUACAAGAGUAAAGAACAAAAAAGCAACAUCAACAGUCUCAUCUUCUGGAAAGGAAGACCCAUCAAUCGAAUCUCUCUUCUCAAAAGCCCAAUCGCUACUAACACAAUGCGAUUAUGACCUUUCCCAAAAAUUUGCCUUGCGCAUUCUGCAACGUGCCCCUCACAACGCAGACGCGAAGGAGUUGCUAGGAGUCACCCAGCUUGAGAAGGGUGAACUUGAGGAGGCAAUGCAGACGUUCCAAUCUUUACUCCCGCCUGCACCAGGUGCUCCAAACCCACCACCUCCUUCAGCUCACUUAUAUCUGGCGCAACUCAGCGAAGAGGAUCCACAUCUAGCUCUCAAGCACUAUGAAGCGGCCGUCGGUAUCUUACAUGGACAACUAAAAGGCAAGGAACGGGCCACACAAGAUAACGGUGGUGAAAAUGAAUCGGACAUCCGGAAGAACAUCGUACGGGUUUUGGUUGCGAUGGUUGAGAUUUGGAUGGCACCGACUUAUGAUUUAUGCUUCGACCCUAGAGCAGAGGAGACUUGCGAAUCUUUGCUAAAGACUGCAUUCGAGACCGAUCCGGACAACGUCGAGGCUUUGAUUUGUCUUUCUUCAUUCCGGCUAUCCCAACAACGCCCGGAAGAAGCAAAAGAUGCAGCGAUGAAAGCCUGGUUAUCAUUCAAAGAUGUUGAAGAAGAUGACUCCAAACUACCACCAAUACCCACUCGAAUAGAGCUCUCAAAGCGAUUUAUCGAAUCAUCCGAAUACUCUCCCGCAUUAUCCGUUUUGCAAACCGUAAUGGCCUCUGACGACCAAGAAGUCGAGGCAUGGUACCUCGAGGGUUGGUGUUUCUUCCUCAUGGCCGAGCAAGCAAAAGAAACGGAAACGAAAAUCGAAGAUUUGUCUUGGGAGGAACUCGCAAAGGAUUCUCGGGAUUGUUUGGAGAGUUGCAGGACGCUGCAUACAAAUCUUCAACACUCGGAUGAUGAGUUGCUCAAACAUACGUCAGAGCUCAUAAACCAACUCGAUGCAUUGGGAAUUAAGCCGACACCUGCUGAGGAAGGGGACGAUGGUGGAGAAGAGGAACAGUGGGAGGACGUCGAUGGAUCUGACGAAGACGUAGAAAUGUCAUGA